AUGCGAUCGAAUGUUGUGCACCUCAAGUUAAAGGCCAAAAAUGAAACCGAUUUCAUCACCUCGGAAUUGCAUGAGCCACAAGAUCUUACGGGACCCAAAUUGGGUUUGGCUGCAGUCAUGUUCCUAUAUGUUGCACUGGCAUGCACCAUUCCACUGAUUUUUUUUCACUUAAUGCAAGAUCGAGCCCCGCGACGCAAAUCCUCUGGCUUUACGGAAUCAAGCGAAUCCUGUGAACCACAGCUGCAGGUAAGGGAGACGCAAACAUUAUCACGGUCAUUUUGUGCCCGAUGCUGCAAAUGGACUCCUGAAUUGAGAGAGAUAUUCAUUGGACGUUCCAACUGUCUGGCGGCAGGGGCCCUGCUUUGUGUGGGCUUCCUGGAUGUGUUCAUGGAAACAAUCGAAGCAGUAGAAGAAGCACUGAAAACGCUGCACAUAGAUUCCCACUUCCCGAUUGCCUCGUUUACUACACUUCUUGGGUUCUUGUUGAUUUUAGGAGUGGAACAAAUCACUCUGGACUACUACCAUCAACAGGGGCGUUCUCAAGUCAGUCUAACCAGUAAGGAGGGUACUGACUACCAAGGUGUUACUAUCCGUCGAUUCAGUUCCACUCGUCAAUCUAUUCGUGAUCGUGCUGUCAGUCUGACCGGGGUCGUUGAGGGGGUCGCUGUCGCUCCCAGUACCAUGGAUCCAGUAGUGGAAACAACUGAGGAUAGCAAAACACGGGACACCGAGUUGCAUGAGGGCCACAGUCACGUGCAUACCAGCACAGUGAUCAGUACAAGCUGGAUUCGCGUAAUGAUACUCUUGUUUGCGAUCUCAUUGCAUAGCGUAUUUGAAGGCAUGGCCCUGGGGCUGACUGGAUCGCUCACAUCACUGCUGACUUUAUUUGCCGCGCUCUCGUUGCACAAAUUAAUUAUCGCAAUCAGUAUCGGGAUUAAUUUGGCCACUGAAACGAGUGAAUCCAAUCAGCAAUCAGCGCAUCAGCGCCGCAAACUGUUCAUCUAUCAAUCGCUUGCAGUACUGACAUUCGCUGGAGCUUCACCGCUUGGUGUAUUGAUUGGUUGGGCUGUGACCAAUCAAUCAGAAUCUGUGGAAUUCCUGUUGACUCAGGCAAUUCUACAGGGACUGGCUUGCGGCACUUUCUGUUAUGUGGUAUUUUGCGAGCUGCUCCCCAAAGAAUUGCAAGAAGAGAAGGGAGACAAACCGGGAAAAUUUUUCUUUUUAGUCUUGGGAUUUGCCCUCGUGGCUUUUGUUAUUGCAUUUGGACCUAGUGAAAACUAA
Echinostoma caproni is the source of this 1281-nucleotide messenger RNA. NCBI's taxonomy places the organism in Eukaryota, Metazoa, Platyhelminthes, Trematoda, Plagiorchiida, Echinostomatidae. The record is from the annotation of a GenBank genome assembly.